AGGACAUUUUGUUGCUACUCGGACUGCAGUCGGCCAAGAGAGAAGAAGGAGGCGACGGCUUCUUUGUUGUCUUUUUGAAAUAAAAAAACAUCACUGCGCUUCCCUUUCGACGCCAACAGGAAGGGAUUCUGAGUCCAUCGUAACCCAGACGAAAGGCUUUGACCAACCAAGCCUGAAGAAGUCGGUGCCCGACUUCGCUGACUACCGUGCGCCGGGGUGAAUUCAUGUUCAGCUCGGCUCCGCGACCAAACGACGCCCAUAGGCACACAACAACCAGACGAAGCACCGCGACGGGACAAAAGCUGCCCGAAGCCCGCAGGAGACGACCGCCCAACAGCCGGAGGCCGCUCGGAGGCGAAAGACUGAAGACGACGAAGAGGGGCUUUCUUUUCCCGUUCGUGGCAACAAAGAGGUGACACUCAGUUUGGCAGCAUCAUGGGUGGUGGAGGCGGAGAGAGAAUCAACAUUCCAGGCCCUCACCACGAACGCCCCAAGAAGAAGAACCAUCAGUUGGGCCGGGCCAAGCCGAGAAGCCCGAGCGGCGCCGUGGUGGCCGCGUCCGCCACAGGGGGCGCCGGCGUCCUCCACCGCAGGAGCGACAAGGGCGCCGUCUACCACAGGUCCCCGGAGGCCGACAAGGGCGCGGCCGCCCGAUUCGCCGUGUACGAGCAGAACUGGGAGGGGGCCGUGUCCCACCUGAACACGCUCCUGAUCGCCCAAGGCAGUCCCAGCUACGCCGGGCCCAAGUUCAGCGAGCCGCCCUCGCCCAGCGUGUUGCCCAAGCCCCCCAGUCACUGGGUGUCCUUCCCCAUCAGGGGGUGUGACCACCGGGAGAUGAUGGCCUUCCAGCUCAAAAGCCUUUUAAAGGUGCAGGCCUGAUGGGGGCGGGGCCACCUCUGAGGGCACCCCCCACCAGGAACACUUCUGUGCUGUAAUUUAUAUCUUGACUUUACAGCUCUGCUGCCUUGCUGGUGGGCGCUGCCCUCAGACCACUCCCCUUUUAGCUGCUGUUUUGUUCUUUUUAUUUUGGCUAUUAGAAGCAGAUUGGGUGCACUUAUUUUUAACGUGUAGUUCCCUUCUAUCACUGAUAGUCCGUUCAUGUGGACACUUUUGUUUUCUUCUCCGUGGGUUGCCUGCACGACUACAGCUGUUUAAACACGUAGUCACUUCCCCCCCUACCAUUUUCCAAAAUAAGAGCCUCACGUUCUUGUUAUGAAGCUAAAUUGCGACGCUCAAUUCUGCAGGGAAAGAAUGGGUGGACACCAUGGCACACCUUUUUUGUUGUUUUGACUGCGCUGUGCGCACAUGCACUAUAGGGGCCACGCUGGUCUGGGGCCCACAACUCUUUGUUUGCUGGGUGUGUGGAACCAAAGUAAUGCUAGGACAGCUUCUUGUAGCACCCUCAAAGUCUUUCUCCAAGCCAGGCCUGUGCAGCUUUGACACGCGGAAGAGGACCAGGCUUCAGACUUGGGGGCCCCCCACUCGGGGCCCCCACGUCUCAGGCUGCAGUCCUUGUGGGCUCGCACACCUGUCUUGUUUUUGGAAAAAGACACUUGAGGAAGCAGUCUGUGUUUGCGUGUGACAGAAGAUGUGAAAGAAGCGUCAUGGUUUACAUGAAGUUGGGAGACGUGUCACUCGCCAUUUAGCCCGUUUUGCACUGCGGUCACUUCAUGUUCAUACGUUACAGGCACCAUACUGUACAUGUUCAUAUGUUACAGGCACCAUACUGUACGUCAUGUUCAUACGUCACAGGCACCAUACUGUACGUCAUGUUCAUACGUUACAGGCACCAUACUUACUGUACGUCAUGUUCAUACGUUACAGGCACCAUACUGUACAUGUUCAAAUGUUACAGGCACCAUACUGUACGUCAUGUUCAUACGUCACAGGCACCAUACUGUUGAAUCAACAGAUGCGUAAUCGACUAUCUUUUUUUUUUUUUUUUUUUUACAUGGUUUUUAAAUCAAGACGAGCCGGUUUAUUUACGUUCCCCGUUUUCGAAUGUUUCUAGCCAGAUUAAAGAUGACAAAGCAGCAUUUAAAUCAUGUCCUUCAGGAGCCAUGUAAAUAAGUGACAUGUGUAAAGUUCUUGUAGCAUAUUGUACAUUUGCAGGCCCGCCUUGAGGCUUGCGGACAGAAGUAUUUUUUAGUAAUAACACUGAAUGUAUGAGACGUGCUCGGGACGUGUCGACUUCAAUGCCGAAGAAUAUUUUUGUUAAGAAAAAAGGAAAAAAAGCAAUUGCCAGUAACCUGCACUGAAGUCUUUCUGGAGAUGUUGCACAUUUUAUAUUUUGUACGUAAAGCAGUGUGGGGUGCAAACAUGAACUAACAUGGACCCGAUUCGCUUCGGAGACCGUAAUGCACCACUUUGAUGUCUGGAUGAACAUUUUAUUGAAGUUAAUUUUUAAAUCACUUUGUUUCUGCUGUUCUUCCGCCAGCUGUUCUCCAUUCUUGUACUUAUUUGUUGAUUCAGGUCAAAGUGGUGCAUUGCCAAGUCUCCUGUGCUAAAUUAGAUACAAUUGGCUAUUAAUUUGAAUCCCUCUGACAAAGUCAUCUAUGUGAAAGAAAAUGCCCUCAAUGAAGAUUUGUAACAAUUGGUUUAUAAACGCUGAAUAUAAUUAAAUCAGGGUUGAACAAAAAUUUUAAAAGAAAAAAUAAAAUCCCUUUCCCUCCCCCUAAA
Messenger RNA from Nerophis lumbriciformis (worm pipefish), 2679 nucleotides. RefSeq names its product proline-rich nuclear receptor coactivator 2 (gene pnrc2). The record is from RefSeq and is a predicted model, not a curated record. Lineage: Eukaryota; Metazoa; Chordata; Actinopteri; Syngnathiformes; Syngnathidae.